AUGAAUGCGGGAAGAGGGCGACAUCGCACUCCGAGAAGCUCGCAAUCAUUCUUCAUGCAAAGUCGGCAGAGCCGGGUCAGCCGCACAUGGUUUCAGCAGAAGUUUUUCAUUUGCGGAUGCAGGCAAGAGCUGCCUUUGCAACCGCUGGUUCACCGAAAUUCCGCGUGGACCGUCUUGGCGGCUUCCACCGUCAUGGCACUGUUGAAGCGCCGCAGGGAAGGUCGACCUCUCCAAGCAGCUGGCGGAGAGGUCUCAGCCGUGUCCGUGGACGAGGAGGUGAUGUCACAUGGUACCAUGAAUGACGAUGAACCGAAUCCAGUUCUCCGUUAUGGUGUGACCAAUGGUUCUAUGUUGCCUUGGACCAGCGCCAAACUUCCAGACUUGCUGCCAGAGGUGCUCUUUUCUGGCAAGGCUCUGCCUCCAGAGGCAGCCGGUUGCGGUCCGGACCAGCUCGCCUGCUUACUGAGCAUGCUGGAAGCCGAAGAGGUUGACUUCGUCAUGGCCCCGGCGAAGGAUGUCGCCCUGGAGUUGCCGCAGGGUCUAGUUGCCGCAGCUGUCCUCCGUGAGGAUGCUCGUGACGCGUUUGAAGGACGGGAAAAAGCUCACGGACCGUGCACAAAACAUGCUUGA
Molecule: messenger RNA, 630 nt
Organism: Symbiodinium sp. CCMP2592
Lineage: Eukaryota; Dinophyceae; Suessiales; Symbiodiniaceae
Source: the annotation of a GenBank genome assembly